Trypanosoma grayi is the source of this 726-nucleotide messenger RNA. RefSeq lists its product as hypothetical. The transcript has a single exon. Bases 1 to 726 code for a protein of 241 amino acids. The record is from RefSeq and is a predicted model, not a curated record. NCBI's taxonomy places the organism in Eukaryota, Euglenozoa, Kinetoplastea, Trypanosomatida, Trypanosomatidae.
AUGACGGAGGCAAAGCUGGAGCUUUCGCGCAACGACGUGCACAAUCUUGUCCGCGGCAUGAUUGUGGAGAUGCAGAUGCCGGCAUUCCUCAACAAACUGCGCGAGAAUGCGCUGCGGGAGCCGGUGCCAACUACCGAUAUGGAGCUCAUCGCCGUCGUGGAGGAGCUGCAGAAGGAGUUCCUUGAACGCCACUACGCCACAAUCCACGGCACGGGAGGCAACGCCGCCACCGCACCCAGUGGUGCGAUGAUGCUGGAGUGUCUGAAGGAGGCGGUGGUAAAAUACCCUGACCAGGAGACGGAGAUGAUAAUGAGGCAGAUGUGCAUGCUGGUGGAGUCGCAGAUGGUCUCGGUGUGCUCGUCGGAGCCGCGGCUGUCCGCACUGCUGCCGCAGCAAAUGAACGCGGACGGGCACGCGCACCAGCACGGACCCAACUGCCAGCACUCGCACGGCCAUGGUCACUCACACGGUCACGGCCACUCACAUGGAAUGCCGAACCCGCAGCAGAUGAUGGAGAUGCAGAUGGCGUUUCAGUCACUUUCACCGAAGCUUCGGGAGGACAUGAUGCGCAUUCAGCAGAGCAUGCACAGUGGGCAGGCGCCAACACCAGAGGACGCGCGGAAGAUGCAGGAGAUUCAGACUCAUAUGAUGGCGUACAUAAACACACUGAGGCAGUUCGGUGGGGGUGGUGCCGAUGCGAAAGCGCAGGGAAAUGCAAAACCAUAA